AUAAUUAUUAGGCCAAUUCCAAUAGCUUGCUAUAAUAUUUCGGCUCAAAUAAAAAUCCGAUUUAAAACGAUUCUGAAUUUCUGAGGUAGCAUUCAUUAUUUGGGAAUUAGCUACUGUUUUCACUAUUUCUCAGGUAUCUCUUCUGAUUUUGCUCUUUCUCGUUUUAAUUAGUUCUAAAGAUUAUUUCUUUGGCAUCGCAUUGGUUCAGCUAUUCAUUAUGAUUCGAUUCGAGUUUCCAUUUUCCAUUUUCCAUUUGGGUUGAUUAGCUAAUUUGGGGAUUUUUUACUUUUUAUACUACUUUAGUAAUUUCUUGAUCUUUUUUUUAGUUUUUUUGUUAAUCGUUGUGUUUCUGUCGAGACCCAUGUUGCGAGAAGUUAUGCUAGUAGCUGGAUUGAAAUUAAGAACGGAGGAAGAUUUGAUGAUGUGAUUAGUUUCUAUGUGAAGGAAUUCAAGAUCAUUGUUUUUUUUGGUUUUGUCAUGCUGUUUUGGUUGGAAUAGUUGAGGUAGAUGCAUUUUUUCUGUAUCGAGCUCGAUGACGGUGUGAAUUAUCAUCCAUUGAUUGUUAAUUAGUUGCUGCAUUGUUUUUAGUGUGUGUUGUCAUAUAAUUCAAAUGCUAGUUAAAUGUUUUUUUACUGCUGCUAGAAUGCAUAAUUCCAUGUCCAACCAAGGAUUCUACCGCACUGCGAAACAAGUUUUCAGCUCUACAAAAUCCAAUGAACACACCGCAAACUUGAUUGCGGAGUCCCUAAUUAAUUCGACCACAAGACCUCUCCAAAUUGCAGAAUCUCUCAUUUCCAAAGUUAAUCCCUGUAUCACACAUCAUGUUCUCUCGAACCCACGAAUUCCCAGCUCUUCUUGCUUGCGUUUCUUUGAAUUUUUGCGGACGAAUCAGUCCAUUACUCCUCAAAAACCCGAUCUUGAAUCGCACAUUGUAAUCAUUCUGCGGCUUUUCGGAGCUAGGAAAUUUGCGGAGGCCAAGAAUAUUUUGAGUGCUGCUGUUGCAGAUGAAAAUCUUCGAUCUCCAUUUUCAGAAGUAGCUUCAUUAGUGAGUGAAAGUUGUGCAGAACCCACUGUAAAGAUUAAAUUCUUUGAUAUGUUAUUUAGGGUUUAUGCUGACAAUGGACAGUUUGAUGAGGGCUUGGAGGUUUUCGAGUAUAUGGUUAAUAAUAAGUUUGAGAUUGAUGAGCGUUCUUGCAUGGUUUAUUUGGUUGCAUUGAAGAAAUGCAACCGUUUUGGCUCAUUGUAUGAUUUCUUUCAGAAAAUGGUGGAAUGCAAUGUGAUGAUUACUGUUUAUUCCAUGACAUUGGUUAUGGAUGGAUUGUGUAAAAGAAAGGAAGUUGAGACAGCCAGAAAAUUGAUGCACGAUCUGGUUGGAAAAGGGGUGAAACCAAACACGUAUACUUUCAACACUUUGAUAGAUGCUUAUGUAAAGAAAUCGAAUCAUGAGGGAGUGAAAGAUAUCUUGGCUACUAUGGAGAAGGCCGGGGUGAAUUUCAAUGUGGCGACGUAUACUCUUCGGAUUAAUUGGCAAGCGAAAUACUUCGGUAUUGAAAAUGCAGUGAAGGUGUUUAAGGAAAUGUCUGAAAAAGGUGUAGAAGCAGAUGUUCAUGUGUACACAUUGAUGAUUAGUUUGUACUGUAAAAAAGGUGAUAUUAAGACUGCAUUUGCUUUAUUUGAUGAGUUGGUGGAGAAGGGGGUGGAGCCUAAUGCCCAUACUUAUAACUCAUUGAUAUAUGGUGUGUGCAAGAUGGGGAACAUGGAUGCAGCGAAGGUCUUGCUCAUUGAGAUGCAAAGCAAAGGAAUAAACUUGAAUCGAGUUAUUUUCAACACGCUGAUGGAUGGCUACUGCAAGCAAGGGAUGAUUGAUGAAGCUUUGAAGUUGCAAGCUAUUAUGGAGAAGAAGGGAUUUGAUCCUGAUGUAUAUGUGUACACUAUGAUUGCCAAUUGUUUAUGCAAAUUAAACCGGCAUGAGGAAGCGAAGAAGGAACUGUUCUCGAUGGUGGAGAAGGGUGUCGCACCAAACGUGUAUUCUUACACAACACUGAUCGAUAUAUACAGCAAGGAAGGUAAUCUUGUUGAAGCUACUAGAACGUUACAUGAGAUGGAGAAGAAUGGAGAGAAACCAAGCGUUGUGACAUACAACGCUUUAAUCCAUGGAUACUGCCGAAAUGGGAGGAUGAAGGAAGCAAAUGAAUUGAGGAGGAAACUGGAAGUUAAGGGGUUGCUGCCAGAUAGUUACACGUACACCUCCCUCGUGCAGGGAGAAUGUAUAGCUGGGGAUAUAGAUGAGGCGCUGAAGCUCUUCCAAGAGAUGCAGAUGAAGAAUAUAAAUCCGGAUGUAAUAACUUACACAGCAUUGAUAUCAGGGUUGUCCAAAGAAGGGAGAUCAGAAGAGGCUUUCGAGUUGUAUGACGAGAUGAAAGAAGCUGGUGUCACGCCAGAUGAUACUGUAUACUCUUGUCUUGUGGGCAGCCUCCAUGCUACUCAAACUUAGUCUUGAAAUCUCGGAUGAGGAAGGCUGCGUUUGAUUUGAUUGAUAUUGGUCGCUGGCAUGUCUCGUAUGCCAUGGCGUGGAGAGAGUCCAUCACUUUCCUUCAGAAGCUACUCCGUAUCAAGCUCAGACAACGAAGGGAGGUGCUCGGCUAUUGCAAAUUGCUUGGCCAGAAAAACCACACUCCUACAUUCUACAGCCAAUCAGAGGUUCACCGUUCACGUCUUCUAAGACCCUGUUGCAAUGUGGCAUGUCAAAGACGAGAUAGCCCCUGCUAUCCUCCUUGUGGUGGACUUUGGUGGCUGGUACAGGCUUGAUACGAAGACAUCCAAUGACAGCUCUUCCGACUCAAUGAUACAUCAUACUCAA
Salvia splendens (bonfire salvia) is the source of this 2860-nucleotide messenger RNA. Its product is annotated as pentatricopeptide repeat-containing protein At2g32630-like. The record is from RefSeq and is a predicted model, not a curated record. NCBI's taxonomy places the organism in Eukaryota, Viridiplantae, Streptophyta, Magnoliopsida, Lamiales, Lamiaceae. The transcript is spliced from 3 exons. Gene Ontology annotation, biological process: RNA processing; mitochondrion organization. Gene Ontology annotation, molecular function: protein binding; mRNA binding. Gene Ontology annotation, cellular component: mitochondrion. Bases 611 to 2494 code for a protein of 627 amino acids.